AUGGGGUGGAUUGCAACUAUAUUUUCAAUCGUAUAUGGAAUUGGAAAAUUUGUGAAUGGCUACUUAAGUGACCGAUCAGAUGCCAGAUAUUUCAUGGUUGUGGGGUUAUGUCUCUCUGCGAUUAGUAGUAUUUUGAUGGGUUUGGGUUCAGGCCUUUUCUUUUUUGUUCUCAUGUGGGAGAUUAAUGGUUACUUUCAAUCUAUGGGAUGGCCCCCAUGUGCUCGCUUAAUUACACAUUGGUUUAGCUCUACCGAACUAGGAUCAAAAUGGGCGUUGUGGGCCUCUUCUCAUCAAAUUGGUGCAGUUGCAAUUUUUAGCCUUGGGGGAUUACUCAUUGAAAGAUAUGGUUGGCGCUCUGCCUUUCUUGUUCCCGCAUUUGUUUGUCUUGGUCUUGCCUUCUUCUUAUUUAACCGCCUCCGCGAUACACCUCAGCAAGUGGGACUCCCUCCUGUAGAAGAGUAUAAAGGAGAUGUGGUCCAUGUUUCUGAACAUUAUCAAGAACGUAUCACUUUAAAAGAAGUACUAACAACUGUCCUUGCUAAUAAGCUUGUUUGGUUUAUGGCUACUGCCAACACGUUCCUCUACGUGCCUCGAAUGGGGAUUUUCUUUUGGGCUCCUACCUUCUUAAAAGAAUUGAAGGGGGUUUGGUCAUUGCUGGAAUGCAGCUCGUAG
Messenger RNA from Stylophora pistillata, 672 nucleotides. RefSeq names its product probable hexose phosphate transport protein. NCBI's taxonomy places the organism in Eukaryota, Metazoa, Cnidaria, Anthozoa, Scleractinia, Pocilloporidae. The record is from RefSeq and is a predicted model, not a curated record.